Molecule: messenger RNA, 3027 nt
Organism: Eurytemora carolleeae
Lineage: Eukaryota; Metazoa; Arthropoda; Copepoda; Calanoida; Temoridae
Product: rho-associated protein kinase 2
Exons: 37
Coding region: 34-3027 (997 amino acids)
Source: RefSeq, a predicted model, not a curated record
UUAGAAGAUGAGAUAAAACGAAUUGAUGAGAAAAUGAAAUACUUAGAACAAACCAGUUUAACAGUACAGGGUAAGCUAGAAGAAUGUGAAUUGUUUGCAGCUAAAAAUCACACUUUAGCAUCACAAGGAAAUACCGCGGCAUCACGAGCCCUGAACUCUCUUGAUGAACUAAAGAUAUGCUUGACUAGGGCCCAGAACUCCCAGGAGGAAUUAAGCAAACGGUUAAAUAAACUAGAAAAAGAGAAUGAAAAUACGCGGAAAUCUCAACAACAAACAAACAUGGAAAGCGAUGAAGACCUGAAAAGAGACAUACAGAAAUUACAGAAUCAAACACAGAUACUGGAGGAGAGCAUUACAGCAGUGAAAAACAAUUCUCAGGGAAACCAAGAGGAGCAGAUUAGAAAAGAAAAGAAAUUAGAGACAGAUUUGAAUAUGAUUUCAGAAAAAGUGAAGAAUUUGAGCCUCUCUACUCGUGAGGAGAAAUAUAAGACUGAGGAGAGGUUUGAGAAGAUAUCUUUAGAUCUUAAGCAAGGAUCAGGACUUAACAUGGAGAAUACAAUUCAGGAUAUUCAAACUAAUCUCAGAAACAUUGAAACGCAAGUGCAGAAGUUAGAAGAGACGACUAAGAGUUUUAAAACUGGAUUGGACAGCGUGAAAGCAUCCAAUACAGGAUUAGAAACAUCAAGUGUAAAAAGUAAUAAACGAAUUGACGAGCUGACCAGCAAGCUAGUCGACUGUGCCAGUGAAACAUCUGCCUGCAAACAAGCAAUUGAUAAAUUAAAGUUGAAAUCUGAGCGCCUCCCACCGCCAGAUGAAAACAAACAGAGUGAGCUGACCAACAAGCUGUAUAAUGACCUAGUAUCUCGGAUAGAUGAGGUGGAUGAGAGUUUAAAGAAUGAUCUAAGAAAGAGUAAAGGAGAAGAGGAAAAAAUAAACAACAAAAUUAAAACUAUUGACGGCAAAAUUGAAGAAGGUUUGUCGUCUAUAAAGCAAGAUCUAAAAAGCAGAAAAGAGAAUGAUGCCAUCCUCAAAACAGCACAAGAUGAGACAAGUGGGUUGUUGAAAACUCUUCUCAAUGACGUAAAAACUCUACAGAAAGACGCUAAAUCCUUAGGUGGAAAACAAGACCUGCUGAGUGAAGAGAGCAAAUCUUCAAAAUCAGAAAUCAAUUCAUUAAGGAUGACGAUAGAUAAUUUGAAAAGUAUGGAAUCCGAAAUAUCAAUUCUAAAAAAGAAUUCUUCAAGCUCUGAUGUCAGUCUACUUCAGAAAGAUAUUAUCUCCAUUAGGUCUGAUAUUGAGAAGGUUGGAAAGGAAAUGAAAGGGGUUUCUACCGAGAUCAAGUAUAUUGACUCCACUAUGAAGAAGGAUUCAGCCAAUGUAAAAUCUGAACUGGCAGGAUUUAGUAAAACUGUGAAAGGACUUGAGAAAGAUAUGAACACUCUUCAUAACAUGGUCGAGGUAUUAAAUUCUCAAGGUUCUGGCGUGGCUGACAGUGAUAUUAGCUCUAUGAAGGCUGAUAUAAGAAAGGCUGCAACUGAUAUCAAAGCCUGUGAUAAGAGAAUAGAUGAAGCUGAGAAAAAGUCUACGAAAUCUGUUGAGGAUUGUAAAACCGGUUUUGAAAAAAAAAUGGCGGAGAGUGAAACCGGUUUGGAAAAGAAAGUUGCAGAUUGUUUGGACUUUAUGAGUAAAAAAGUUGGAGAGUUUGAAACCAAACAGAAGAAAGUCACAGAUGAACUCAAUUUGAAGAUUUCAAAUGUAUCAACUGAAUUAAAAGGUUUUGAUACAAAAUUAGAAGCUUCUUCCAAAAGCAAACCAGCUUUUAAUAGUAAAGAUUUAGAAACCAAAAUCCAGCAGAGUAAAGAUGAACUUAAUACCGUCCUAGAGAAUUCAAUUAAGAAAACCAAGGAUGAAUUUAACACAAGAAUAACACGUUGUGAAACAAAACAGCAGAAGAUACAAGAUGACUUAUCAAAAAUAAAUACAGACACGGGGUCUAAAAUCCAGGGUGUGGAAAAAAAGACUGAGACAAUGGAGAUACAAGUGAAAAAGAUUCAAGAUUUGGAAAAGAGAAUGAAAAAGGAGGAGGAUAGUCUUAUUGUGACAAACAAGCAAAUUGAAUCCAUUCAGAAUGACAUCAAACAAGGGAGUAAACAAGGCGAAAACAGUUCAGAUCUAAAAAAAGAAAUCGAGAAAUUGAACAAGGAAAUUAAGGCUGGUCUAUCAGGAUGUGAGGGUAAGCAGAGUAAUCUGGAAACCCAGGUUUCACAGGUUAAAAUCAGUCUGAAGGAAGUAUCUGCUAAGAUAGACAAACUCGAGAAGCCUAAAACAACUAAAACAGAAGUGAGCAAAGAAGAUUUAGACUCUCUCAACAAAACUUUAAAUCAAACCCAGAAGAAACUAGAAGAUAAAUUUAGCUCUCAGGAGAAAGGAAUGAAAGAACUAAGUGAAAAAGUAGGGAAGUUGGAGAAAACAGAUAAUAAACCUGGAAUGGGUAGUGAAACCUCAAAACUGACAACACUGAGUAAAGCUAUAGAUGCCAUACAAGAUAAUUCUAAAUCUUUGGAAACCAUGGUUAAAAAUCUGAAAACUGAGUUCACUACUCAGAAGGAUUUAGACAAGGUUAAAGCAGAAAUUAUAAAUAAGGUUGGAGGUGGGGGAAAGGAGCUGGAUCCUAAUCAUCCUGAUAUUGGACCUAUCAUGGACUCACUUAUUAUGACGAAUGAUAGACCUUAUGUUGACUGCACAACUCUAACACCAAUGACUGGAAAUGGAUUGGUGAAAUUUGAACGAUUCAAUGCUCUGAAUAAACUGCCCUGGGAUGAUGCUAAUGAUCAAUUUGUCAUUCAGGAGCCAGGUGUAUAUGCUGUAUUUAUCUCUGCUAUCCUACAGGAUGCCGGACUAUCUAUAAAGAUUGCCAGUAAUAUGUUAGAGAGAGAGGUUUGCAGUGUUGGAUCACGUGAUGGGCUUGUAGGCAGUCAGGCUCCUGCAUACGUUUUUAGAAGUGGGAUGUUCCAGGUGUAUACAUAG